This is a messenger RNA of Mus caroli (Ryukyu mouse), 6468 nucleotides long. RefSeq names its product TLC domain containing 4 (gene Tlcd4). The record is from RefSeq and is a predicted model, not a curated record. Gene Ontology annotation, biological process: lipid homeostasis. Gene Ontology annotation, cellular component: membrane; endoplasmic reticulum. Lineage: Eukaryota; Metazoa; Chordata; Mammalia; Rodentia; Muridae.
CCUUGGGCUGCCAGGGGGUGGGGCCUUAUAGAGUCCUGUGGGGGCUAGAGUCCAUCUCACAAGAGCAGCAUCAGUCCUAGUAAAGACUGAAAAGUAUGGGCAAGAAGACUGAAGCAUCCCUGUAAGACCCAAGAAGAAAGACCUCCUUGCUCAACUUUUUGCCUUCCCAUGACCCUAUGACAAGAAAAUCCACAGUGGUCUUCCGGUGAAAUCUGUGUGUCUGUGUACUCCAAGAUACUAAGCACAGCGUUCUGCCUCCGACUAUCUCCUGCAGCUGUCUCGUGAAUAGAAGAAAAAGGGAUCAGAAAAAUGGAAUUCUCAGAGGUGCUGCUUAAAGGCAAUGGUCUGACUUUGGCUUAAAUGAUUCUUAGAAAUCAUCCGACCAACUCUUUCAAUUUAUAGAUGAGAAAACUGAGUCAAAGAGAAACAGGCUGAAGGACUAUGGAGGCGAGUACCAAGGCGGCCGUCGGCACUGGGGAUAUGGAGGCGAGCACCAAGGCGGCCAUCUGCACUGUUUGCAGCAGCUUUGUUUUUUUCCAGAUUCUUUUCCAUUUUGUCAGUUACCGGUUUUCAGCAAGAGUUUCUUCAGGUUAUAACAGUCUUAGCACCGACAAAAAGAUUGAAUGGAACUCAAGGGUAGUAUCCACGUGCCACUCUUUGUUAGUUGGGAUUUUUGGCUUAUACCUCUUCUUCUUCGAUGAGGCCACUAUAACUGAUCCGCUCUGGGGUGAUCCAACGUAUGUGAACAUAAAUAUUGCAACUGCUUCAGGCUACCUCAUUUCUGAUUUAUUGAUUAUACUUUUAAAUUGGAAAGUGAUCGGCGACAAAUUUUUUAUAAUUCACCACUGCGCAGGACUAACUGCAUACUACUUUGUAUUGACAACCGGAGUGCUUGCCUACAUUGCCAAUUUCCGCCUGCUUGCCGAGCUUUCCAGCCCCUUUGUAAACCAGAGGUGGUUCUUUGAAGCCCUGAAGUACCCCAAGUUUUCCAAAGCCAAUGUCAUCAAUGGAAUUCUUAUGACGGUGGUCUUUUUCAUUGUGCGGAUCAUUUCGAUACCUCCGAUGUAUUUCUUCCUUUACUCCGUGUACGGAACAGAACCCUACAUAAGGUUCGGAUUUGUAAUCCAGUUUGUCUGGAUCGUUACUUGUAUUAUUUUAGAUGUGAUGAAUAUCAUGUGGAUGAUCAAAAUCACGAAAGGAUGCAUCAAAGUCAUCUCUCUCAUCAGACAAGAGAAAGCCAAGGAUAGCCUUCAGAACGGGAAACUCGAUUAAAGGCGUGCUUCAUCAGACACCUUGUUUCCAUAAGCCAUCUUCAUUCCUCUUUGUCCUGUCCGACAAGAUGAGCUCCUGCGCUGCUCUGUUAGGCACAGUUGUUACUCAUGGUUUCAGUGUUCUUUCCUCUUUUCUUUAAUCUUUACACAAGAGAAAAUAAAAUUUAGUCUUCACCCCAGGAUUUCUUCUUUCCUUCAAUACUUUUAAGCAUGGAUGGAAACUGAAAGGUUUAAGCAAAAGUUGUAAGUGAAGUGGCGAAACUUUUCUGAAUUCGUCAGUGUUCCUGGGGAUUAUUCUCUGCAGGAAAAUGGCUGGUGAUUUGGUGGCCUUUGUACACCACCCAUUUUAUUUUGCUGAAGGACUGAGAACAGCUUUUCAGUCUGUGAGCAGCUCCGUUGGCUGUGCUCCGUUCUUUCCCAACAUCGGUGCCUGUGUAGGGUUUCCUUUCUAAGUUGCCAGCACGUCCCUUCCCCAGGCCAUCAGCAAUGACACAGUUUCAUGGGGGGGGGGGGUAUGCAGUCAUCUGUUACGAUAUGAUAGAGCACUUCUCAUGUUGAUCCUAUCAUAUUUGAAAAUACUUUAUGCAUUUUUAAGAUUUCAAAUGCUGCUUUGUUUCUCUCUUUAGUGCUUUAUCUAAUUACAUUUUGAAAAUCUUAUAGUCAGGCAAGGUUUAAGACCCAUCUUGUGGACCACAGGAAUGCCGAUAGAUGACAGCUUGGGCUAAUGGGAGGACUCCCGGGAGGACUCCUGGGAGGACUCCCGGGAACGUGCCUCAUCACGCUGCCUUCGCCUGCUUCCUGGUACUUUCCCCAUAAAGAUCAUAUUUCUUCUGCAAAGUUUUCCAAGUUCCAAACCUGACACCAGAACACCAGUCUUUUCUAGAAUGUGCGCGCUGGGUAUGCUCCUGAAAUCAGCCUCAUUUUGGUGAGACUAAAACUACAGACAAGUUAGAGUUUGUGCUUUACUUAUAGGUUUUACUCAGGCUUGCUUAGUUUGUCUUUGCCUUUUUGUUAAAGAGCAGAAGGAAGGAAGGUGACUUAACCCAAGCAUUCUGAUUAUCAAAACUGUCAUUCAUUGUGAAAAAAAAUAAUCGUGUGUGUGUGUGUGUGUGUGUGUGCGCGCGUGCAUGCGCAUAGAGGGGUGUUUUUCCUUUGCUUCUUGCAAUCCAAAUAUAGAGUUAUAUAUUUAGCUAUUAUUGCCUUUAUUUAUUUUUUUCUGAAGUACUUGACUUUAAUGAUUGUUCUUAAGAUCUAGACUUAAUCCAAUUAGUGGUGAAUACUUGAAUUUAACUGAACUUAAACCAAAAGAUCUAAUCCAUUUAGAGUAUCAGACUGAAGGAGAACGUUUGGCUCUUUCAUUAUUCAUCUUAGGCUGAUGAACUAAUGGAAUGUCAUCAAAACAUUUAAUGUAAUGUAGUUUGAUUUAAUUGUCUAGUACAGAUAGAGUCUGGCAAGUUCUGGUAUGUUUAAAGAUGGGAAUUGAAAUUCCAGUCCAAUGAUAAAAAUCAAGUCGAUUGUCUUGUUCUUGGUGUAUUUACUUUUGAAAGAUAAAGUCAUGAAAAAGUCAUGCUUUGUCUUUAAAGCAGCUAAUGCCACAUUGGUAAUGGCUUGCUAAGUUUAGUGCUGUCUCCAUCAUAGGCACUCAGGUGUGCACUGGUUGUGUAAAAGUGAAGGUAUAGGGAUGCAAAUGAUUUUAUAUUGUUCAUGGCUCUUUUACAAGAAAAUGGACUUUUUUUUAAUGGAGAGAAGACAUUUAUAUUAUAAAACUAUUUUGGAAAUUCACUAAGAAAAGAAUAAAUCUUGAGGUAAAUAUUUUUGGCUCUUUGGCUAGUACUACAGUUCUGAACACAGAUUUUAAACUCGCCAUUAAAAUGAUGGCAGUGUAUGGUUAUGAGUCUCCAUGGAGGCAAAAUGCUUCAUGCUGAAAGGGUCAUUUGUAUUUCGUUGCUUGUAUCAUUGCUCGAUAUAACCAGUAAGUACAUUCGGAAUAUCAAACAUUAAACCCAGAUUUGCCAUUGUAGCCCUUAUUAGCUGCAGCAUCCAGACUUCCACUCUCCUCAUUCUUUCUAGAAGGGAACUGCAUUGGGAAUGCCCUGCAAACUGCCACUGCAAGCCAGCCCUCCCCUGGGGCUGUCUUUUGCUGUUUUGUGAUCACAUUUAUCAACCUAAAAUACAAAUAAAGACAGAACAUAGUAUUUGCUAAAACAAUGAAAUUUUCAUUUAUUGAAUGACAAAUUUUUGCUAGAUAUUUUAGAUAUAAGUAUUUUGGCUACAUUGAUUAAUUUAAAUGAGUCUAUUAGGCAUUCUGAUAUUUAACAAGUCUUAAAAUAUUUAUAGAAAAUAAAAGCAAAUUGGUAUAAAUUUUUAAGCAAUUCUAUUUUUCUAGAGAAGAUUAGUGACAAUCUGAAUAUGUAGUAUUCUAGAAAAUAAACUUUAAAAAAAAAGAGCAAAACUCAACUAGUAGCAUGCAAGAUUGUGGGCCCUGCACUUAAGGCAUUUGAAGCUUGGGUUCAUAGAAUUUGCAUUCUUGUGUCUAAAAUCAUUUGGAGGAUUGUUUGCAUUUAUUUGAAAUUCAAAAUGGAGUUACAUAUGCAUGCAAAGAAAUUAAAGUACCCUGGUAUGUUGGCUUUUCAAACUUGAAAUGGGUAUUUUCUAUUUUGUUUUCUUUGUUUUCUGUUAUUUCGUAGACCAGUUAUGUGUUCAGAGGAAUUUUGGUAGGUUUUACCAUCUCUGAAAGUCACCCUGCUUUAUUUUGGAUAAACUGGGUGCAUACAUAGGUUUGGAAAAUUGCCUAAUUUAUAGGUAUUUGGAUGAAAUUCUUCCAUAAAUUUUAAUAAUUUGCUUAAGUCAAAGUUUUUGUUCAAGUGUCAGAUGUGUCAAUUGCUUCCUCUGAAGCCUUGGGCAUUUAGAGACAAGUUCUUUGUGAGGUUUCUGUGUAACCCCUGGAGGCAUUUCUUAGGCAUUUGGAAAUGUAGUUUGUCAUGAAUGAAUGCACAAAGGGAGAAGUCCCAUCCUUACACACAUUUCUUUGCUUUCAUUGUUAAGAAAAAAAUCAACAUGUCCCACAAGACCCCAUUAACAUAUCUGGAUAUGUUUAUUCCUGCAUUGCUGAUAGCUCCAAAUAUGUUAAUAUGCAUCUUAACGAUUGGUCUGUGUGUAUUCAUUGCCUUGCUUUAAGAACUUUAGCAGUCUGUGCAGUUGAAAAGCCCACAUAGUUAUGGGCAUCAGUAAUGUUUCAUAGAAGGUUAUGUAUCUUGUGCUUUGGAUUUCAUCAAAAGGAAACAUUGUAUUCUGUUAGAUCGGCAGAGUGUUUUUCCGCAGGUGUGAACCAGCACACUGGUGAGAAUCUUCCUGUAUGAAGAGUCUCCGAAUGUGCACACACGCCUCCCAGCCUUAACCACAACUGGCUCAUGCCAAAGCCUACUGAAAGCUAAGCCUGAUGCAGAACUCUGAUGAUGUGUGCAGAAAUGAGAAAAUCCUACAGGACCCUGAGUGGGAGGAGAUAGCAAGUCUGUUUUUCCUUUCAGAGAUGUUAUCUCUUCCUUUAUUGAUCCUUUUCUAGCUGAGCUCGCCUGGCUUGUUCAUCGCUAACGCCCCACAGACUUCAGUAUCCCCUUUCCAUAUGCCAGGGCCUUUUUAAUGUCUCUUUCUGAGACACCACCACUCAUCUGGAUGCGUCUCAAUUUCUUGUGGCAAGUUUCAGAGUUUACAAACAGGUUUCCUCACGCACACAAGCAUUGUAGGAGGUAUAAAUAAAGAUCUGACAAACCACAGUUUAUUAAGAGGCUAUAGGAAGCCAGUCAGUGUAUAAUAACAUGUGUUUACAACAUGAAACAAAGGUAAUUAUGGUUUUAUUAAGAAACAUCUGUAAGCUCUUUCUUAAACCGGUUUAGCAAUAAGAGUUUUAUAAAGUGUUUCAGCUAUGGAUUUAUUGUAGGUGUGUUAAUUAUAUAAAUGUUCGUUAUAGACCCUACAGCAGUAUUGAGGGUGCAAAACAGAGUUGUUUUGAUGAAGGCAGGGUCUGGCUUGUGGCGAAUUGUUUUAGAGUCUUCAACAUUAAACAAUUUCCGUGGUACUAUUUAAGACUUCCUAGCUAAUAAGUUAUUUAGUGUUUCUCGGAGUACAACAGCCAGGGACUUGAGCCCUGGUUCCUUUGUGGUCCAGACUUCAGCUCCCAUCCACUAGAUAGACUUUGUCAUACUUUGUUUUCUAUUACAAUGGUCAGCUUCGAAAGAUGGGUGUAUUUGCAUUGAACGCGUUCAAAUGUAUCCACUCUGAAGAGCAGUUUUGAUAUCAGGUCCUACACAGGACCAAACACAAUUAAAGCUGUUUCUCCACCUCAGAUUCAUAAGCUCUGUACCUCUGCCUGGAAAUUUGUUAGUCACCAUCUCAAUCCUUUCCUUUGCAUUUUUAUGUAAUUCUGCAGUUGGUGUGUGUUAUAAUAAUUUGCUCCUUUUUGGUGAAUGGAACCUAAAAAUACGGCUGUAAAUAAAAUGUGCUCUGUAAUUUUGUUUGUUGCUUGAUUGGUUUCUGUAGGACUACGUCUGCUUUUUACUUAAGGAAUUUUUGUGUAGAUUAUAUUCUUAAAAGUAGGAUAAACUAUGAAGUUUUUGAGUUGUCUGAAUUUGUAAUAACAUUUCAACAUAGAUCUUAUUUGCAAAAGCUACUUUAAAACUGCAGUACAUGCAUCAGCUAUAGUGAGAUGUACGAUUUUUCUCUGAUACUAUAAUAUAUAAUAUUGUCAAAAUAUGCUUAAUAAUUUAUUUCCAUAAGACUGAAGAGUUUUAUUUACAAAACAUAAGACCACAUAAUUUAUAAACCAGUGUUACUAAGGUGUAUCAGUAAUGAAAAUACAACCUAGGAACUUCGAUUUGGUUUCUGGUUGUGCUUUGUUUGAAGGGAUAAGUGUCUUUUCAGUACUUUCAUUAAACUUUUGAAAUGUUUGUAUACUUUGUAUGUGUGCCAUUUUGAAGUUUAUGCAAGUUCUAAGCAAUAACCUGCAUGUUCGACCUGAUCAGCAUCCUUUGUCAUGACAGUUUCCUUUACGUAUUAAGAAUGACACAGAUCAAUAUUGUAUAACUCUCCCCUCUCCCAGUGAACACCUUGGGAGUUUCCUCUGUUAAAACACUACUAUAAUGUGGUGCAAAACUUUGUAUUUUGUGAAAGAAAAAUAAAGUCACGAUUAUUUAGUGCAAAA